AUGCGAAAAUUAGAAUGGGACGACAUGGGGGUGAAGAUUGAUGGUCGGCAGCUACACCCUUUGCACUUUGCUGAUGACAUCGUACUGAUAACACCUAGCAUCAGCCAAGCGGAACGAAUGCUGACCGAAUUCGACGAAACACGUGGAUGCAUCGGUCUUCAGCUGAAUCUACAAAAGACGAUGUUCAUGCGGAACAUAUGGGUCUCGGAUGCUCCAUUAACGCUCAACGGAACGAACAUAUCCGAAUGCGCCAGCUACGUUUAUCUAGGUCGGGAAUUGAACAUGAUGACCUCACCUCUUCAACACCACCGUACUUCCUGCUUUGACCUAUGCUGGGGAAACCUAGGCAUUUCGCAAGCAGGAAGAAAACGCAGUGAACGUCAUUGA
Molecule: messenger RNA, 387 nt
Organism: Necator americanus (New World hookworm)
Lineage: Eukaryota; Metazoa; Nematoda; Chromadorea; Rhabditida; Ancylostomatidae
Exons: 1
Coding region: 1-387 (128 amino acids)
Source: RefSeq, a predicted model, not a curated record